AUCAGCUAACCGCUUUCGGAACGCGAUCUGUGAUACUACAGCAUAUUUUUGAAACCAUUUAUAUGCUUUCUUGUAAAUUACUUUUUUUUCUAAGCACAUAUGAAAACCUUGACGGAUGCCACUUGUAUUCGAGUGUUGACUAGUAGGAAGUUACUUAUUGGAAUAGGUAACACGUUGGUUCUAUAUUACGGAGAUGCUGAUGGGAUUACGCGAACAAAAUUGGCACCUUUGCCCCGCUUCAAGUCGAAGAUUCAUGGAAUUGAUUUUUGUGCCACCGAAUCAUCUUGGUUGAUUGCAUUGCAUGCCGGACGAGAAGCUUUUUCGGUUUCAUUGAAUCAAAAUAAUGAAUUUUAUGAUUUGACACCUAUAAAACUGUACAAUUCGUCACAUAAAGUAUUGUACUACCCAGAGGACCGCGUUAUGUUGCUUCAUUCGGCUAAUCGAUUUAUUGACUGGAUAAGUUUGUUGAAACUGUUUGAUCGACGGACGGUAUGUGUUAUAACUGGACAUGGUGUGGCUAUUUUAAUCAAUCGGGACUAUAGUGGUAUGUGGUCCCCGGUAGAUUACUGUCCCUGUGAGGAUAGUUCUACUCUGUACUGUUCGCAGAUUGUUGGCAGCAGUUGGUCGAAUUCGCUGAUCUUCAGUGGAACCGCUCUUGGGCUGUUGGUUAUUUGGCGUCCAUCUGGUGCUCGAAAGGGCGAGGUGCUAAGUAGCUCUCGUGCUCAUAAUGGUGUGAUCUUUUCAAUCGAAUGUGAUCUAGAUAUCGGGUUUCUUACCACAACUUCUGACGAUAGAUCCGUAAAAUUCUGGACCAUUCAAUUGCUGCCGAAUGAUGGCAAUGUGAUGCUGAAGGAAAACGGUUACUGUUUUGGGCACACCGCAAGAGCGUUCCAGUGUCGAAUAAUUCGUGAUGUGAACUCUAGCAUGGUGGCAUCAAUCGGAGAGGAUUCAACAUUGUGCCUUUGGGAUAGUGCAGGUAACUUACUAGUCAAAAAGAUGCUGGAAAACGGAGCAACUCUGUGGAAUUUGGAUUAUUGCGCUGAACGGAAGAUAAUAUAUGUUUGCGCCAGUAACGGCAAUGUUUCUCAACUCGAUAUGAAAGAACAUUUGCUGAGUUGUCAACGAGAGGAAAAAAUUCAUCACAUUGCAGUGGAUACUGGCGGGGAGCGUUUGGCGAAGGUAAAAUUUUUGUCAAAUGGUUCUUUGCUAGGUGUCACAGAUCACAACAAAGUGGUAUUGCUGGUAGAUGGCUCACCAUGUCAAGUUGUUGAUCAGAUAUCCGACUUCAAAUGUAGUAUUCUUGAUACCUUGAACGAGUUGGUUUUCGUUGCCGGUAAUCGGCAUCUCAAUAUCUACAAAGUAAACGGAGCUAGUAUUGAGCUAGCUAGAAGUGUUAUCGUAAAUUUUGAUCGGAAUGAAUUUCUGCCAGAACGUGAACCAAUUACGUUCAGUAUUAUUAGAUCACUGCAUUUCUGUUGGAACAAGAAUGUCGUACUUUGUGACAACAAUGGCCGGUGUUUGGUAUACAACCGAGAGGCUGAUGAACUUCAAUCGUGCCAUCGGGUACCGAAAACGAGCGAACGGUGGCUGACUUGCGCUUUUGGGAUCGAAGAAUAUCUGCUGCUGGCGGAUCGAGCUGGUAAUCUGUUCCUAUAUAGGGGGAAAAACGUAGAUCCUCUGUACAAAUUACCGCAUCUUCACGGACACUUUGGGAUUACCGGUAUCAGACUGGAAGAAUCGACUGCGGAUGGUUAUUUUCUGCUGACUUCCGGUCACGAUGGUCACGUGAGGUCAAUAUUGGUAGAGCCUAAUGAAUGCACUCUCAAAGUGUACGGUUGCGAAAAAAUACCGAUCAGUUGGAUCGACCGAACGAGUCAGUGUUUAAACGGCCUGUGCUUUAUGGGCUUCAACAGUUCUCGGUUCGUUCUGUGUGACGGACAUGAUCAUGCAGUGUUGUUCCAAGCAGACUGCGGAGGCGGACACCGUUAUUGGGAUUGUUACCUUUCGAAUGAUGGCACCGGCAGCUUUGUGUUCAUCCAGCACAAACAGUUGACAGAAAUUCGCUUUCAAUUGCCCGAACCGAAAAGCAAUUCGCUGCAGGUGCAGCGUCUAAAUUGGCACACGAAGAUCUGUAAUGUGGUGCGGGUAGUGCGAACGGAACACACGACACUGUUUGUUUCCGGUGGUGAAGACAACAUUCUACGAAUCAAUACGCUUUGCCGCGAAACGGGAAAUUUGUUGAACCAUUCCCGAAACCAUCUGACCAGUCACAUUUCAAGCAUCAAAACAAUUUGCUGUAGUUGGAAACUCGCAGUACCCGAAGGGAAAAUCCUUAUCAUUUCGGCCGGGGGUCGAGCCCAGCUGUGUCUGACGACGUUGGAUACGGUCACGUUACGAACCAAAGACGAACUGUCGUACAUGUUGCUGGCCAGUGAUUCGGAGCGUUCGCGAUGGAAACCCAAUCCAAUAGCUAGUGACGAACCGGAAACACGCUUCAUGUGUAUGACCCUGGUGGAGUCCACUGCCUCGUUGUACGUUGGCUGUUCCGAUGGGGCCUUACGUCAGUUUAGUCUAUCUGCAAGCAACGGGUGUUAUCAGUUGGAGCUGAAAGAGGAAAUCUACUAUGGAAAAUGUUUCCUACAUAUAACGCACCUCACCGUCAAGGACAUACCGUUGAUUGUUACGAUGACAACGGAUGGUUUCGUCAGUUUCUGGGAUACGCGGAACAUCAGCAAACCGUUUGAUAAGGUACGGUACCAAUCAAGUGGUAUCAAUGCGUUCGACGUUCGCUCGCUGAAAGACGAUGGACGCUUUCUCAUCGCCACGGGAGGAGACGACCAGGAUGUCAAUGUUUGUAAGGUCCAAAUUGUACCCACUAAGAGGAAUGGAUUCGUACUUCAGUCUUCUUACAUCAAGCAACAAUGUGCUCACUUAGGACAAGUGACUGGGCUUCGUUUCAUGGACGAGAACACACUGUGGAGUGUGGGCACAGAUCAAGUGAUAAUUUUGUGGCAUUUAUCAUCGAAGAGCAUUUCGGCCGGAAAAAGUUUACAAAGCUGUGUAGCCGAUAUCAAAGGACUUGAUUUAGUUCCGGAAACUAAUGAAAUAUUUGUGUAUGGUUGUGGUUUCGAGUUUAUUCCAGUUGAUUCAUGAAAUGAUUUUUUUCAUUUGUCUUAUGUUCAGUUGAAUUGUCUCUGUAAAAGUAUGAUUGUUUAUUUAAUUUGGUAGUAAAUAUACAACGGAAAAUUCUAGCGGGUUCUCUAACAGGCAUCACGUUGGUUUUUCUCUCUUCCGACAUUCUUGCUACAUGUCCAGCCCGCAGUGGAUUGUCGCUUCUGGCAGCAGAUAAUAUAAAUUAUAAACAACUUAUAUACAGCAAAUGUGUGUCUGCAAGCUACAUGAUUUCAGCUGGUUACGAAAUCCGUAGAAAACCUUGUUAAUGACUGUUCCGUGUAAUAUGUGGUCCAUUCUUUUUAGUUACUGUUGCGCCUCCAGUUAUCAUAACAAGAAACUAUUGAUAGCAUUUUGAAGCUGACGGCGUUUUUUCAAUGGCGCAAACUUCGUUAGAAUUCAUGCACACAGUCACAAUUUCUUCACCUUUAAUCCGUAUUUCGAUCGAAUCGGAUUAUUCUGACCGAAUGUUAGGAUUCGCAUUCUAUAUUUGGAUCGAGUGAUGUUUUGUAUAGAAAACUCGAAUUCGAUCU
Messenger RNA from Malaya genurostris, 3704 nucleotides. RefSeq lists its product as uncharacterized. NCBI's taxonomy places the organism in Eukaryota, Metazoa, Arthropoda, Insecta, Diptera, Culicidae. Gene Ontology annotation, biological process: tRNA methylation. Gene Ontology annotation, molecular function: protein binding. Gene Ontology annotation, cellular component: cytoplasm. The transcript has 3 exons. The record is from RefSeq and is a predicted model, not a curated record. The coding region runs from base 100 to 3153 and encodes 1017 amino acids.